AUGAGCGGCUUCUCCAGGCGCAGCGAGGGAAAUGAAAACUAUCUCAUGAACCCAUCGAUGGCAGUUCCUGGUACCUACAGUCACCCAGAUAGCCAUGAGUAUGGCGGAGCAGGAUCUGGCACAUAUCACUUUCCCCAGCAUUCGUUCAAUCCAUACGGAAACCAGUUCAGCCCUUCAUAUGGGCAACAGUCGAGUCUUUCUCCGGGAAUGCAGCAUCUACAGUAUGCAUCGGAGCAUACGAUCCCCUCGAUGUCUACCACGGAGGAUAUGAGACUUCACCAUCCUCCCCCGCAGUACAUUACUCAGCCCCGCUAUCUACAAUCUCCGAGGUACCUGCCGCUGCGUGAUGCUCUUGGUGAGACGGAUAUCGAGAGUCAAGAGUCCCGGAACGAGGGUACAAUGCUCUCAGAGCCCGUGGUGCCCGCCCUCGAUGGGUUCCCAGAUGUGAAAGAGUUCGAUCAGCUCAUGCAGAGCUAUGUGGACGACCUCUCGGUGAAGAAACAGGAUAAGGCAUUGAUUCAUGCCAAAAGAGCGCGAAACAUUCAGACUGUGUUGAGGGACCCGAAGGAUACUGCAGUCGAGUCUGCUCAAUUUCGGUUUUGGGUCAAGAAAAUGUUCAAGCUCCAAACAAUCGGUGUUGGAACGACAGAUUGCGAUAAAAUGAUUUGCCAUGAAGGGAAGCCUGUGGCCAUUCGGGAAAAAUUGUUCAAGAUCCUCACCAAGGCACAUCAGCAAUGCCAGCAUGGCGGUCGUGACAAGACUUCGGCACAAGUCCGACGGAUAUACUCAUGGGUCCCAAAAGAAUUGAUCUCUCGGUUCGUCAAAAUAUGUCCGACUUGCCAGGUCCGAAGAGGAGGAUCUCGUCUGACGCCACCAAAUUCCCGUCGAGGCUCGCCCCGACUUGAGAUGGUGUCCCGAUCUCCCAAGCUCCCGUCACCACCGGUCAUCAAACGGGAAUCAUCAUACGGAGGACAAUCCUCUCUGGACCGAGCCCAGACAGAAUAUCUUGGCCAAUUUCACGGCCACGGCGGGUGGAUAGACAGCCAUCAGAGUCUCCAGGGUCGUCCUUCCCUGAACUCCGGAGUUCGAUCUUUCCCAGGGCCGAUGAACGGCCUCUCGCACUCAAUCUCUGGAGCCAUGGAUCCAUUUUCCACUGAUAUGUCAGUGCCACCGUCUCAAUUGAGUUAUACGACGGGAUAUGUCCCAUCCCACGGGGCCCCAAGUCAACGGGGCUUUUGA
Molecule: messenger RNA, 1239 nt
Organism: Penicillium brasilianum
Lineage: Eukaryota; Fungi; Ascomycota; Eurotiomycetes; Eurotiales; Aspergillaceae
Source: the annotation of a GenBank genome assembly